Messenger RNA from Naegleria fowleri, 582 nucleotides. RefSeq lists its product as uncharacterized. Lineage: Eukaryota; Heterolobosea; Eutetramitea; Acrasida; Naegleriidae. The transcript has a single exon. The coding region runs from base 1 to 582 and encodes 193 amino acids. The record is from RefSeq and is a predicted model, not a curated record.
AUGCAGAAUCCUCGUGGUAGUUGUCACCUGCCUCUUCUGUGUACAUUUGUCGCUGUGUUUCUCAUGACACUCUCUCUACUGAGCUGCACUGCCCUUUCUCAACCCAUCUUUCCAUCCGAAUGGUCAGCACUCGCCUAUCAAAACGACGGUGGUUCUGUCGACUCCAAUUCAGCAAAAUUAGCCUUUAUGCGGAUCAGCAAUUCGUGGAAAGUCAAAUCCGAAAGAAUUGAAGUUCAAUUUUUCAAUGAACCUCUCCAAAUUCAACUCCACAACGAGAAUACGCAAUUCGUCUUUUAUCCACACAAUAAGACUUGCAUUGUGAAUGAAUUGGGAUUUCCUCCACUUCCUCCCAAUUGGUUGGCAAAUUCAAUCUUUGAGGGAUUUGAUGUGGUGAAUGGUGUGCAUUGCAGAAAAUGGAAACGUUUGACAUCGACAUAUUGGGAAAGUGCAGAGAGUGGAGAACCCAUUCGAGUGAAUGAAUCAAAUUUCUUUGUGUGGAAUUAUGUAUUUGGAACGUUCAAGGCUGGUCCACAAGAUUCCUCAAAUUUCAUUGUUCCAUCGUAUUGCAUCAAGAAGAAAUAG